AUGGUAGUCAACCUAGUUAAAAUUCGUUGGAGCAACAACGAACAAUCAGCACAUAAAGAUGCUAUUAUACAAAUUAUACAGUCAGAAAAGAUGGGUCCGGAGUGUUUUCGUGUUAUGGAAAAAAAAGAUGAUGUUUUAAUCCAACCUUUGAAGGAUUGCUUUUGGUUAGAGGAUUCAUCACAUGACGGUGUUGCUUCUAUUGAAACACCGAUAGGUAUUGUUGUUAUUUUUUAUGAUCCGACGAAGAAAGCUCAACCUGAAUUCAUUAGAACGAUCUAUGAUAAACUUGGUACAAAGUCAAUUGUGAUAAACGCAUCAGCUUUAGAUGAAAACAAUCAGUCAUCGCGAUCCACAGAACCUAGGAGGACAGCUAGCCUAACACCCCGAUCUCAGGGAUCACCAACUCCACACAAUUUUUCUAAUCAGAUCGAAGUGCAGGAAGCAAUUAAAAAAUUGUCUGAAGCAAUUGAAGAAAAGCAUAUGAAUCAAGUUGAACCAUUGGCAAAGCAGCUAGCUUUUAAUAAAGUUACCGUUAAUUUUAAUAUUGCUCCGCAUGUAACACAAAUUGAACAACAGAACGAUGUACCGAACUAUUUAAAACUAAAACUAGUCAUUGAAAGUAGCAGUUCCCGUCCAAUUGAUCAUGAAAUAGUUAUACCAUAUAAAACAACUUUGCAACAAUUAAUACAAACGAUAAUAUUGAAAAUGAUUUGGAUAAUUUUAAAAUUAGAUAAAAUGAUCAUCUUUUAUUCUUUAAAUGUGUUAAUUAUCGCCACAAUUGUGUAUUUUUAUUAUGUUCGUUCGUCUGAUGCAUGGAAAAAAUUAACAGAUAUACCAAAACUAUAG
Messenger RNA from Didymodactylos carnosus, 846 nucleotides. The record is from the annotation of a GenBank genome assembly. NCBI's taxonomy places the organism in Eukaryota, Metazoa, Rotifera, Eurotatoria, Philodinida, Philodinidae.